This is a messenger RNA of Purpureocillium lilacinum, 1005 nucleotides long. The record is from RefSeq and is a predicted model, not a curated record. Lineage: Eukaryota; Fungi; Ascomycota; Sordariomycetes; Hypocreales; Ophiocordycipitaceae.
AUGUCCGGUCAGGAGGUGUCGCCCUCGGGCGCAUACGACCCUCUGUAUCCCGAGCCGGUCGAGAACGUCUAUCAUAGGCGCAAGAUGUUCGAAUUUCGCGAAAGAUACGAGCCGAUCUUUGCCCGUCUACCAGAGCCAGUCAAGCGGGAGGCCAUGGCGGCAAUCAAGGCCAUUGCAAAGAGGAACCGCCUCACGUAUAUGGCUGCGCUCAACGACGACUUCUUGGACGACAUCCCUGAAAACCCGGUGGUCACGCACGAAUCCCGCAACCAGAUCAGAUGCCGCCUCAACAGCACAAACAUACCAGACGCGUCCCCUGCGAGUCCGUCCCCAGCAACCAGCGAGGGCAUGGACGAUCCUUCUGGUUCCGCGCAUUCAGACUCGGAUGGCAGUGGCAAUUCCAAACGCAAGAUUGAGACAAGAAGCUCCAAGAAGUCGUUGGGGGGUCUGGCUGAACCUACGACUCGCAGCGCGGCAAAUCGAACCCCGAUUCAGAAUCAAAAAAAGCGAUCCGCCAUUCCGGAGCCAUCUGUCUCCACGCGGAAGAAGCGGCAGCGGGGCCCAGGCGCGGCCGCUCAUCAUCCAUCGACUACCCAACGUGGCGAGGACGCAACGGCGAGCGUGGGCGACCAGGGCAGCCAAGAGAAUGAUGUCGUCAAACUCAAAGUCAAACUUAGGAAGGCAGAGGCCGUUAACGACCAUCUGGAGGCAAAAGUGAUCGGGGAGGGGCAGGAAAUUAUGGCUCUGAAAGAACGAGAGAAGUCGACUGGCGAAAACCUCGAUCAUAUUCGGGAGGAGAAUGCCAAACUGCAGACUCAGCUUAAGACAGCUGAGGAAGAGCGGAAUGGCGCACAGGAGGAAUUCAACAGGCUUAAUGAUCUGGUACGAGCCCGGCUUGAAGAGUCACGUCGGGCAAUCGGUGAGGCCAUUCAGGGAACCCAUGGUCUCUCGCUCGUUGUCGACGGUAUUAAGAGCGUGUUGCCUCCGCGACAGAACGACACAUAG